GCGGGGAAAGGUGCGGCCCCAUUGGUCGGUGGUGGCGGAUGAGACGGCCCUAUUGGUUGCGGCGCCGGGCGCCACCAUGUUGGAGGGCUCGCGGGGCUGUUGGCAUUGGCAGCGCCGGCCGGGGAUGGCGCGCGGGCGCCGGCCGGGGGGUACUGGAAGAUACUUCAGUGAUGAUAGACCCACAAGAGUGAAAAUUAUGAAUGAAAAGCAUUAACAUCCCCCUCCUGACCCUGAUCUCUAAUAGACUUCCUGUAGCCCUUGGAAAGAGAGGGUCAGGAGAGAAGGGUUGAAGGUCACCAUGAAACUAAAGCAGAGAGUGGUACUGCUGGCCAUCCUCCUUGUCAUCUUCAUUUUCACAAAAGUUUUCCUCAUUGACAACUUGGACACUUCAGCUGCCAACCGGGAGGACCAGCGGGCCUUUCACCGCAUGAUGGCAAGCUUGCGUGUGGAGCUAGACCCCCGACUUGAUCAUACGCUGCAGUCCCCCUGGGAGAUUGCCGCCCAGUGGGUGGUACCACGGGAAGUGUAUCCCGAGGAGACGCCGGAGCUAGGGGCUGUUAUGCAUGCCAUGGCUACCAAGAAAAUUAUAAAAGCUGAUGUGGGCUAUAAAGGGACCCAGCUGAAAGCUUUGCUGAUACUUGAAGGGGGACAGAAAGUGGUCUUCAAACCUAAGAGAUAUGCCAGAGACUACGUAGUAGAAGGAGAGCCAUAUGCUGGAUAUGACAGACACAAUGCGGAGGUGGCAGCCUUUCACUUGGACAGAAUUCUGGGUUUCCGGCGAGCUCCACUGGUGAUUGGCAGGUUUGUGAAUCUGCGUACAGAGAUCAAACCUGUUGCAACAGAGCAGCUGCUGAGUACAUUCCUGAUGCUGGGUAAUAGUACCUGUUUCUAUGGGAAGUGCUACUAUUGUCGAGAAACAGAACCAGCUUGUGCUGAUGGAGAUACCAUGGAGGGGUCAGUCACACUAUGGCUGCCGGAUGUCUGGCCUCUUCAGAAGCACCGGCAUCCUUGGGGAAGGACUUACCGUGAAGGCAAAUUGGCCAGGUGGGAGUAUGAUGAGAGCUACUGCGAUGCUGUGAAGAAGACCUCACCUUAUGACUCAGGCCCCCGCCUCCUUGAUAUCAUUGACACCGCUGUCUUUGAUUAUUUGAUUGGGAAUGCUGACCGACAUCACUAUGAAAGCUUCCAGGAUGAUGAAGGAGCCAGUAUGCUCAUCCUCUUGGACAAUGCCAAAAGUUUUGGAAACCCCUCCCUGGAUGAGAGAAGCAUCCUAGCGCCUCUUUAUCAGUGCUGCAUUCUGUGUCCUCUGUUUCGAGUUCCUCCAAACACAGUCCUAGAGGAGAGGUUUCCAGAGGCAAUUCCCCUUCCAUCCUUGCAGAAGAUUGAACAGCUCCCUGCUCUUCUGGUCUUCAUUCUCACUGAGCCCAGCAUCCGGGUUUCCACCUGGAACAGACUGAACUACCUGAAGAGUGGAGUGCUGAAGUCUGCCUUAAAGACUGCCAUGUCUCAUGACCCCAUCUCACCAGUGCUCUCCGACCCUCACUUGGAUGCCAUGGACCAGCGGCUCCUGAGCAUCCUGGCUACAGUGAAACAGUGCACAGACCAGUUUGGUCCAGACAUUGUGCUGGUGGAAGACAGGAUGACACUCUCCCAUUUGUAACUUUCAUGGAAAACAGAUGGAAACUCCUUUUUUAAAAAACAAAUGAUAGAAAAACAGCACAAUUGGUUCUGAAUGGCUGUGCCCAGGAUGGACUGGAAAUGAAUGGAAACGCUCCUGAGCCAGGGAAAAAAGUGGUGGUGAUCUUUAUCUUUGGCUGACAGCAGCUAGAGAAGGUGGAGAGUUUGGGAGCCCGUGGACAGCCCUGUAGCCACAGUGGCAGCUUCGCCGUCGUGGUGUGUCCAUUGUUGGCAGUGGACGUUGCACUGGGAAAACACAACUGCUGGUGUUAAUGAAAAAGAGAGUGGAAUUCAAACAGUAAUACGUGGGCUGGUUCUAGAGGGGACAAUGGAGAUGGAACACUACGGUCCCCUCCCCAUUCUCUUUCCACAGCCACCCACUCUUAAUAUGCUCUUAUGAGGUUUUAGUCCAAUUCAGGGUUGUAUAUAAUCAGCUGUGAGCUGGUUAGGCAUUUUACUGCCUCUUUAAAAAAAGAGGAAGUGGUAAAUAAAUAAUUAAUAGUGCCCCUUAGUGCCCCCUACUGGGGUAGAAUGUUCUUGCAAACACCAAUAGGGGUGGGAGAUGGUGUGUCUGCUGCUCAGCUAUCUUCUCAUUAAUAAGAUGCUGGAAAGAGGGAUCUGCUUCAGUGAUAACAUUGAAGCAUCAUCACAUAUGAAGUGCUAGUGAAAAUCCAUCCAUGCAAUUGGAAGGUGAGGAGAUGGCAAGCUUUUUUUUACAUCAGUAAGAUCCAUCCAAUGGCUGAUGAUUAAUAUCUGUUCCCCAAGAAAUUACUACAUGGACCAGCACUACUAUCUGUACAUAGGGAAUAUAGCAGAGCAGAUAUCCCCAUGAUUCUAUGUCCACAUUAACCAAAUUAUCUUUGUGUUCUAGCUGAGAAGCAGGAUAAAAUCAGUUCUCAGAGCAGAUUCCGCUUAGCCAGAUCAUUCUUCUUACAGUAGGCCCUAUAAAUGGGGUGAGCAGAGUAUGUAAUACAAACUAGGAACAGGCUUCUUGCUGAACUACACAGAUAGCCAAUAGCUGUGAACAAAGAGCCUGAGGAUUACAGAAAGUAUUGGCUGCUGUGCCUGUGCCGUUGAAGGGCUUAAUCCCCACCACUCCCAUUGGCAAUCACAGUUCUCAGUGCUGUUGGUUUUGUAGAAGGCCAGACAUUGACUUUUGUGGCAGAGCUCUUAAACUGAGCAACUUCAGUUGGCCUCUUUCCUUUUCCCAACUGCUCCUCUAUAAUUCAUGCUGUGAUAUACUGGUUCUCUGAUGGUUGUCUUGGAAUUCUACCAUGUGUUAGUUUGUGGGGCAUUUUUUGUAUGGCAAACUUGAUGCUCAUGAAAAAUACGUGCUGCCUAUAAAAGGGUAUGAUGGAGGAGUUCUAUGCACAUGUUCCUGUGCAUUUAUCAAUGCACCUCAGUUUUGAUUUGAAGCUCUCCUCUUCUGUUGGUCUUGUGUCAUCCUCUAGCAGAGAUUUCAAACUGUUAUAGACUAGCUUGAGGCCACAAAACUCAUCCUUUAUGAUAAAUUGAUUAUUUAAAUCCAUGGCUCCAGAAGCAAGAGGAUUUUUUUCAAUACACUCCCACAUCUACUGGCCUUGCAUCAGUUUGAUGUGUGUAGCUAAUAUGGUACACAAAAGGAUCAAUAAUCUUAUUCAAGCUUCCUCCUAGAAAUAGCAGGGUUGGGGGGAUGCUUUUGUAUGCACUACGUUAGAUGAUACAAGACAAAGUGCAGCAAGUUGAUCUCCAUUUCUGUGCUUUCCCUGGCCUCCUAUGAUUUGUUUAUUUCUUUCUUUAAAUCCGUUCUAAUUGCCGAUUUAAAAAUCUCUUUGGCUUUGCCAUGGUGUGGCUGGCAGUUGGAGAUUGUCCUUUCUGUUGCAGGUGUUUAUCCUCAUGAAAUGCAGCAAGGUAGAAUAGAAAUAAAAAGUAACUCCGUGUUCUAGCUGAUGCACCUGCUGCCAUAGCCAAUCUAGCAGGUAUAAGUGGAGGAGAUUACUUUGAAAAUGCAAUUAGUUUUAUUCAAGAUGGGGUGUUUACACAACCUGUCCUGAGGAACUGCAGAUGCUGCUGUUAAUAGACUAAUGCCUGAUGACGCUUAUCUCCCGAGAGGAGCUGGGCUCAUUUAGAGCAUAAAUGAAAGAGUCUGGUCUUGUUCUAGUUCCCCUCUGGGCCAUCAUCCAUGUCACAAACCUGCUACACACAUAGCCUUAGGACUGGAAUAGUAGUGGGUGCUACAGGAAAGGACUGAAGUGCAUUGACAGCUGAGAGAGAAUUUUGUAUAAUACUUGUUGGCAGUAUACCUGACUUUAAACUAGUGCCUAUCAUUCCAGUUUCACGAGCACUGAAUUCACUCUUCAAAGGCAAACUUCAUUUGGUCAGUGAGUUCUUUCCUACUAUGUGUGAACUGUUCCUCCAGCUUCCAUCAGAGCAGAACUGCUUCAGCAUAAACUAUUUUAUUGUGAGCGUGCAUGGGGAGUGUUGGCUCUUUUCUCCAUCUUUGAGAGCACUCUUCUGUCACCCUCAUUCAUCCCACUAGUGCCUUAUUCUGUGAGUAGUCUUACUGAUUUCAGUGGGGCUACUUGUGGAGUAAGGUACUAUUUGGAAUGAGUGAGGGUAGCAGAAUUAAGCUUUGUUGGUGUGCAUUGGCAUUAAAUAUUUACUGUGAAACCGAAGAUAACUUAUUCAAUGAGAGAAGAAUAAUGAAUGGUGUGGCUUGCAUGAUCUCACAAAUCUGUUCUUCCUGUUUGUUUUGAAGCAUAAGCCAUGACAUCUGAUGGUGCGGGAAGAGUCAAGUAUGUUGGGUGGGAUUGGGAUUUUAAUUUACAGUUGCUCAUUUGCAUUUGGUGGUGGGUUUUUGUUUAAAACUAUGAUCUUGCCACAAAAUGAAAUUAGUGUAAAGAGCUUUGUUUGCUUUCUCUCUGGCUUCCAGAGUGAAAAGUGAGUUGAGAUUUACUAGCCUGCUUUCCCGCACUGUGACCGUCAGAGAAUUAAAGCACUGCAUUUUGGUUAACAAUAAAUGGAAAAGGGGUGAAUAGGCAACUUUGGAGAAGGGUGGAAGCAGGAAAUACAGGGAUGUUAUGACAUGUUACCUGUGAAGGUCAUUGGAAGAGCCUGCUCAGGGCUGGACAUGAGGCUAACAGAGAGAAACACUGUGUCCUUUCUUACCUAAAGCUAGGCUACCCCAAAGUAGAAAUAAAAAUGGCAUCCUUAUGCCAGUGGGGUCUGUCUUGUACCUUUAAAAAUUGGCAUCCCUCAUUUGUAAGAGAUGCUAGGCUUUGUCAUUGAGAUUUUCAUGAUGCCCUCUUAUUCCAGUUGUCACAGUCUACAGAUGCACACGCGGUACAUGACUGGCCCCAGAUGUUCUGGGGGUGUUAAUAGUCACGGUGCAGAAAUCAAGAACUAAUUAAGUCGAGCUUUAUUAGCCUAGUUUUAUUUAUCUCCUGCCUGAGUCGGCAAACAGGGUGGAGGAAACACUCUAAUUUGCUCUUCUAACGGCAUGUAAUGAACUGGAGUGUGUCUUGCCAAACAAACUUCAAUUAAAAAAUAAUAAUUUAUUAAGAUGGUAACUUAUUUGCUGUGGCAGCUGGAGCUGGAAACAAACACCUGUCUUGGAGCUGCCAGAGGAUUGCCCCGGGGAGCAGCUGCACAAAUGAAGGUUGUUAGUAAGAAGAGAAAACAAAUGCAAUCCUGACUUUCUCUUUGUGUUCCCCAGGGACAAACUCUGCAUAAAGAAACAUUGUGUGAAUAAAAAUUUUAAUAAAACAUUGAUGGAUUGUU
Molecule: messenger RNA, 5436 nt
Organism: Trachemys scripta elegans
Lineage: Eukaryota; Metazoa; Chordata; Testudines; Emydidae
Gene: FAM20B
Product: FAM20B glycosaminoglycan xylosylkinase
Exons: 9
Coding region: 299-1660 (453 amino acids)
Biological process (GO): protein phosphorylation
Cellular component (GO): Golgi apparatus
Molecular function (GO): phosphotransferase activity, alcohol group as acceptor
Source: RefSeq, a predicted model, not a curated record